AUAAAGAAGUCGGCAAUGGAGGAGUCCAAGCGACACUUGCUCCUCCUCCUCCUCAUCUUCCUCCUCCUCUUCUCCUUCCUCUUCCUCCUUCUCCGAGCAACGCGAGCGCCGGCGUCUCCUCCGGCGAUCGUCUGCAUUCCGGAGCCUGGAUCGGGUGCUUCGUCGGCCGGAGGCAGCGGGCGAUUCCGAUCAGGGGCUAUGGUUUUGUUACCGACUUUCCUUGAUGGACUUGCGAAAACCAUAUCAAAUAAGAAAGGAAAAAGUGGUCCAUGUGAUGUUGGAAGGGAAGCCGCAAAUACCCUGGCCAAGGAAGCAAAGAGGAACGAGUCGAUCUUGAGUUCUACAGCUGCUGUUAAGACUAGCAAGUCUAGUAGACUCGCCUCUGCAUGCUCCAAAAGAGGACACAAAGGUAUAAAUCAGGAUUGCUUCAUACUCUGGGAGGAGUAUGGUUGUCAAGAGGACAUGACCUUUUGUGGAGUGUUUGAUGGCCAUGGUCCUUGGGGCCAUGUUGUGGCAAAGCGGGUCAGGGAGUUGUUGCCUUCUUUUUUGCUGUGUAAAUGGCAAGAAGCUCUCGGUUUAGGAUCCCAAGAUUGGAAUGCAAACCUUCAGGACUUUGACAUAUGGAAGCAAUCCUUCCUGAAAACGUAUGCUGCCAUUGACCAGGAGCUGAAGCUGCAUAGGAGUAUCGAUACUUUCUUUAGUGGAACUACAGCUUCGACAAUUGUUAAACAGGGUGAAAAUCUUCUUAUAGCAAAUAUUGGUGAUUCUCGGGCUGUUCUGGCUACUUCUUCUGAUAAUGGCAGUCUGGUUCCUCUUCAGCUAACCAUCGAUUUUAAGCCCAACUUACCUCGGGAAGCUGAGCGAAUAAAGCAGUCAAAAGGGAGGGUAUAUUGUUUGCACGAUGAACCAGGGGCGUACAGGGUCUGGAGGCCAAAUGAUAAGACACCGGGAUUAGCAGUUUCAAGAGCCUUUGGUGACUUCUGCUUAAAGGACUUUGGACUAAUCUCAGUGCCGUAUGUGACACAACGAAAGAUAACCAGCCGCGACCAAUUUAUCAUUUUGGCUACUGAUGGAGUGUGGGACGUGAUAUCCAACCAUGAAGCAGUUCAAAUCGUGUCGUCGGCACCUGAUAGGGAGAAGUCAGCUAAGACGCUGGUAGAGUGCGCCGCUCGUGGAUGGAAGCUCAAGAGGCGAGGCAUCGCGAUGGACGACAUCUCGGCUAUCUGCCUCUUCUUUCACAAUACGGUGACCGCGGGGUUCGAUCGCCCUCUGAGGGCUCCGACAAGAGGAGUUGGUGUCAAAACUCCGAAACACCGCGGGUUGGAUGGUUGAAUCCAAUUUAUUGUUGCUGCCUUUUUAGGAUGACUCAAAGCAGUCGCUGUACAUACAAACGAAAGGUCUUACCUUUGUAGAUCUCUAACCACAGAUCCAAUAAAACAAAUAGGCGUUCUGUCCCA
Messenger RNA from Syzygium oleosum, 1457 nucleotides. RefSeq names its product probable protein phosphatase 2C 41. The coding region runs from base 16 to 1332 and encodes 438 amino acids. The transcript is spliced from 6 exons. Gene Ontology annotation, biological process: protein dephosphorylation. Gene Ontology annotation, molecular function: protein serine/threonine phosphatase activity. The record is from RefSeq and is a predicted model, not a curated record. Lineage: Eukaryota; Viridiplantae; Streptophyta; Magnoliopsida; Myrtales; Myrtaceae.